This is a messenger RNA of Ostrinia nubilalis (European corn borer), 5236 nucleotides long. It is a transcript of the gene ZnT63C, whose product is annotated as proton-coupled zinc antiporter SLC30A1. Bases 10 to 1335 code for a protein of 441 amino acids. Gene Ontology annotation, biological process: detoxification of zinc ion; intracellular zinc ion homeostasis; zinc ion transmembrane transport. The transcript has 9 exons. Gene Ontology annotation, molecular function: zinc ion transmembrane transporter activity. Gene Ontology annotation, cellular component: membrane. The record is from RefSeq and is a predicted model, not a curated record. Lineage: Eukaryota; Metazoa; Arthropoda; Insecta; Lepidoptera; Crambidae.
CAGAAAACAAUGGGGAGGUACUCAGGAAAGAAGUGUCGACUAUUGUCGAUGCUUUGGCUCACCAGUGGGUUCUUCAUUGUAGAACUGAUUGUGGGCUACGUCACCAAUUCUAUGGCCCUUGUAGCAGACUCUUUUCAUAUGUUAAGUGAUGUUGCAGCACUGGUCAUUGCAUUUUUAUCUGUUAAAAUGUCACCAAAGAAAUGGUCGAAGAACACAUUUGGGUGGGCGAGAGCAGAAGUACUCGGGGCUCUCGUGAAUGCUGUGUUCUUGGUCGCUCUGUGCUUCAGCAUCACAGUAGAGGCUGUGAAGCGAUUCAUUGAGAUCGAAAUGAUACACGAUGAGAAGCUCCUUGUUGCUGUUGGUACUUUGGGGCUGAUACUGAACAUUGUUGGACUUUUCCUGUUCCAUGAACAUGGCAGCAGCCACGGCCACUCCCACGGCGGCGUUCCACCACCGUCCAACGUUCGUCACCUCACAGAAAUCGUGAACAGCAACGCCGAUAUGGCCUUAGGUCACAACGCGACCGACACCGAAGAGACUGAUGAGAUGGUCCCACCGAAGAACCUUAAACUGCCAAACAACAACAAGCAGACCCCUCGAAGGACCAACAACGAUCCUGGACAUAUGAAUAUGAAGGGAGUCUUCCUUCACGUUCUGUCGGAUGCUCUGGGUUCGCUGAUCGUGGUCGGGUCAGCUCUAGUGGUCUGGCUGACCGACUGGGAGUACAAAUACUACAUCGACCCCGCGCUGAGUAUCGUCCUCGUGAUCCUCAUUCUGGCGUCUGUAUGGCCACUGCUGAGGGAGUCCUCGCUUAUCCUGCUACAGACUGUUCCUACACAUAUCCAGGUGGACGCGAUCCAGCGACGACUUUUGGAGAAGGUGGAUGGAGUGUUGGCAGUGCACGAAUUCCACGUGUGGCAACUCGCUGGAGACAGGAUCAUCGCCAGUGCACAUAUUAGAUGUAGAAACCUAUCCGAGUACAUGAAGAUUGCUGAAAAAGUCAAGGAGUUCUUCCACAACGAGGGUAUCCACUCGACCACUAUACAGCCGGAGUUUGUGGAGCUGCCCCUAGGAGGAAAUGAGAUAACGAGCGGAGCGUCAGCGGAGGCGCCCUGCGCGCUACACUGCCCUCCCAACGACCUCUGCCACAACGCGACGUGCUGCGGGCCCAACCAGCAAGAGCACAGUACACCUUCACCGACAGUCACGCCGUAUCUAUGCAGACAACGAAACAUGGGCUCCAGAACCGAGUCGAAUAACUCUAUGACAGCCAACGGACAACAAACCAGUUCCCUGCUCCCAUCGCCCAUGGUGGAAGGUGAGCUCGCGGUCUGACAGGCUGGCGUGCCCUCACGGCCCCAGUCGCACGUUAUAUGUGUGGCGUGAUAGCGAAUUGACGAGUAUUCUGUUCGCAUUGAGUGAUUUCUUAUUAUAAGCACAAUAGACAGGUCUCACUCUUUAGAGAAUUAACGACUCUCCCAGGUCGAGAUAAGGUGCAGUUUGUUUACGAAAUAACUGUUUAAAUAAACUAGAAUAACGUACACGUGCAGGCGAAAGUGGACUGUAUUGUCACCUAUUUUAGUGUUGAUCUAAAGACAAAAGAUUAUGUUCUAAUAUUUGACACUUGCGACUGGGAGAGGACAGAAUAGGUUAAAUUCAGAAGUGAGACAUGCCGUAUACCUGAAAUAUGUAAAAAAACAAAUGAAGUACUGACGCAAAUAAACUAUUGAUCGAUUGAAUCGAUUUGUGAAGUAGUUUGACCUGACAUGUUAUCACGUGAUCAAUCGCUAUGACCGCAUGGCGUAACUACCUCAAAAUUCGAUUCAAUUUCACUUUAUUUAAUGUUCUUUACGUAGGUAGUCUGUCAUUUGCAUAAAGAAAUAAUGAAGCAUAUUGUUUACAUAGUAUAUUAUGUAAAUGACAGAUUAUCAUCGCGUAGAAACGCGUUCAGUGGCCCCAUUUUCAUUUGCUUUUGACUUUUAGAAGGUAGAUCUAGAAAAUCGUUAACCCUAAUUUAAAAAAAUAAUAAAACGUUAAUUUAUUUCUAAUUUAAUUCUGAAAUCACUCCAAUUUAUGAAUGUAGAUUUGCUUGGAAAGCUGGAAAGUGAUCGUGCGAUUACAUUAACACAAAAGUAUUCGUAAUUUAAUUGAAAUUGUACGAGCUAAUAAAAUGUAAUGUAUUUGUAUUUUACAAUAGCCUCUUUACAAAAAGUUUCGCUAUUGUUAAUACUUGAUUCCGUUCCUUUUGUAUUAAAAGCCUUGUAGAGACGUGGUAACUCGUGAGUCUCAAAUAGUGUAUGUAAUCACUGCGGUUGUUCUUUGAAAUUAGAAACCUGAAAAUUCGAAUGUUUUUAUCUCUCUCACGCAUAGCAAGUUGCUUGCAUGUGCGAUAGUGACAGACAUACCCGAAACCACGUAAACGGCUAAGCCCUAUUGAACUACUUCAACAACCAUAAUUUAACAAUAUAAUAUUAACUAAUGAUGCGGGGUGAUUUUAAGAAAUAGGCAGGCAAAAAAUUUGGCAGUGCCUAUGCCUUUAAAUGAAAUCUAAUGCCUAACUAAAGAAAGGUUAUUUUUCCAAGGCCGCGUCGAUUUAACAGAUACACUGUUUUUAGUUGCCUGUGACUCACAGUUCCUAAAAUACAAUUGUAUUCUUAUGUCCACCCGAUUAGGGUGCAAAAUUAUACUUAAAAUAAUUCGGUUGCAAUUUGGAUGUGUUGUUUUAUAACUAAGCAUAGUUAAGAUAUCCGUAGUUAUUACUUAGCAAUAAGGUGGUAAAUACCAAAACAAAGUUGUUGAUUACUUUGCUACUGUUUACUUCUGUUGAAAAUAUUAUUUUGUCUACAAGACAUGAUUUUAAAUUGUAUAAAAAACAUUUUGUUGCGUAUAGAUUUUGACAUGGUUUCCGAAUUAAUUAACAAUAAGUAUAUUCCAAAGUUUAAAUCAUUAAAUAAAUUAAUCGCUCUUUUAAUGUAAUAUUGACUAAGUUAUUACAUUUAAUAAUAAUUUGACGAGCUCGGCUGUUAUGGUAGAUUAGGCUAUUUGACUGGUUUAUAAAAACCAUCUUAGAUAGUUAAUACUCAAUGGUGUUUAUUGAGCCCAUAAAAGUAUUCUAUUUCUUCCAAAUAUAUCGAAUAAAAAUUUACUGUUUAAAAAUAGGGAGUCAAAUAAUCCUGGCACCCAAUUAAAAAAAAAUCGGAAAUAAGUUAAAUUUUUAUAUGUCACAUAUUAUUAUUUACUUAUUAAUUUUAUUGUCAAAUAGCCUAUUGAGGUGUUAUUCUGAAUAAUUUUAGCGAAAAUAUUAAAGCAUUUAUUUGUGGAUUAUAGGCAUACCUAACGUGACACCCAAAGAAGUUAAGUAUGAAAAUUAAUUACCGAAGAUUUAUUUACGUCGACGACUUUGUCCUGAUAAGUUUUGUAUUUAUCCUUAUUCCUUAUAUAAAGUACAAUUGCACCGAUAUAGCUAAUAUUGUCUUGUCUAGUGAUUCAAUAUUGUUCUUAUGUUUUGAUGCUCUAAUUACUAAUGAGGUCAUUGACCAUUUAAAUCUAUAGCCACGUGUAUACAUAAUUGCAUACUUUACCUAAACAAUCUUAUCAACGUAACAUCACCUGAUAAUUAUGUUAAGUGGUUUAAGUACGCAUUAAUGUACUCUGAUACUGAGGCGAACGCAGCGACAAACGAUCAGAGGUCUAUCAAAUAUUGUCUGACAAUAUCAACAAUAUUUAAAUCGUGCUAGGAUCAAAACGUUUUAGUCCAUAGAAUAUUAUUGAACUUGGGACGUUUGAAAUUAUUUAUAACUUAUAAUUGCUAUUAUUGCUUUCGAAUUAAGAUUGAAAAUUGUGUAACUACCCUUGAUUGCACGGACGACAGCUCUUCAAAGAAAGUACUGCGCCAUCUUAUGAAAUUGUAAAAGGCGUUAUUACGUAAAAAUGUAUAAUUUGAUUUGUUGUCGACUGUACACAUAGCUUGUCAAAUAUAACAGCGCAAAACUGCUCUUAUUUCAUGCUAGAUAAAGGCGAUCUCAUGGUCAACUGUCGUAAAUAUUUAUAAAAUCCAAAUACUGCAGUAAUUUUAUAUAACUUUAGCAUAUUAGAUAAUGUUUGAUCAUAGAAGCUUCCUAAAUGGGUGAUGAUCAGGUAACGGCGACUCGAAUAGCCUUAAUCAUCCACAAAAUGUGUUCAUGUAUCAGCAAGUGACAGUAUAUACCUCGGCUAGCAAUAAAAGAGUAACUCUCCAAAUAUAUGCAUUUGUAGGACAGUUGAAAUGUAAAUAACUAGUUGUAUUAUAAUAAUAGUUCCCUAAACACUGGCAAGAACUAUUUCUUAUACUUAAAAAUGUGAUCGUAAUCUUAGCUUAGGAUGUACCAGGCGUUGCUAGCAUUUUGUAAUGUAUUAUGGUUUGUACACGCUAUGGCAAAAGGAUGACACUUUUUUAUGACUGGCAUAAAAGAAACAAAGUCGGAAAAAAAACACUUUUUUUUUUAUUGUGACGAAAUUUUCCAGCCAGCACUAAGUUAUAAGUUUCUUGGACGAGACUUUCCUAAAGAUUUCCAACGUUCAAUUGUUUUCUUAAACCCCUCGGUUUUAUUUUAUUGACCUCACCUGACGGUCAAACGGUCUUGUCUGCUUCUUUAAAAAAAAUCCAUAGUGUGUUCUUACCAUUAGAAAAUGCGGGUAUACUUUGCAAUGACGACUAGAUAGACAAUCUUACAUAGCAGACAUUAGUUGAUGCACUUUAUCAAUGAUAUCGUUAUCACGUUUCAUACACCUUAGCGGGAAGGUCACCAAAUUAUCAAGACUGUAGAUUUAAUGAUAAAUAAUGUUAUAAAUAUUUGAGAACAAAAACAAAAUCUUUCCGACUUUCAUUCUCAGAUAUUUACGCGUAUUCGAAGAUUUAUAAAAGUAUUAAUAUUUCAGUCUUCUCAAUAAAGUGUUUUAGCGAUAUACGGCUACAAAAAUUUAGAGUUUUCUAAAAAAUCUCCCGCUAUUUAUAACAAAGGUUAAUUAUAAGCACAUUCAUAUUAAUGCAUAUUUAAAUCUAAUUAGAUAGUAAAGCGUGAAGUUUAUACAAGCUAGACUGGUUAAAAUAAUUAAAAAUUAAGGAAAGCGAAGGGAUUAAAAGAUACGAUUGGGUAAAAGUGGAAAUUAUCUUGUUUUCGAUCAAUAUCUUGAAGAUAAUACCAGUAUCUACAAUAGGUAUGUCACUAACGAAAGCAUAUUAAUAUUUCACCUUCAG